CCCAAACUAAUCCAUAGCGUAACCAAGCCCAAAAAACAGUCUAUUUGGAUAAUUUCAAUUGCCACAGCAGACGAGACGACGGCACUCCUCCACCAUCCUCGCCCCCUGCUCCGGUGCGAAGUUCUCUCAUAAUCUCCUCUAAGUCUCGCCGUUUUUCUUCUCCGUUUGCUCGUAUCAGAAAGGCCCACUUCUUGCUCAUUCAACCAGUUUUUAUGGAUAGCGACAUGGACGCCGCCGACUGUUUCUCCGCGAUUUGGGAAGAGAUUGAUCGUUCAGAGAGCUACCUUGUUUGCUCACAGUAUGAGGAGGCUGCAUCAAUGUCUUCAGCGGUUUUGAAACGGAUACUUGACAAUGGCUAUGGAAGCAGAGUAUUUGAUCAUGAUGAUGAGUUGUCCGAAGUUAUGGAAUCUGCGGGUAUGGUGUUGGUGCAGUCCCUGAACAAACUUGGAAGGGCAUCAAGUAUUCUAAGUGAGCUCAAGGACCUGUUCGUUUAUCCUGCAGCAGUCCCUGCUGAAGCUCUUCUAACUGGACAAUUGGUGCCUGACAGCCUGAGCAAAGAUCUCAGGAUUUUGCAUCUUACACUGGAAGGGUCAUUACAUGGAGUGAAAGAGUUUCUUCAGGACUUUAUUAGCAUGUGGAGUUUUUUGGAUGAAAGAUUUUAUCUUCUUUCCAUCGAAGAUUCAAAUAUGAAGGUCCAUGAACAAUGUGAUAGGAGGAAUACAUUGGACGCUGAAACCUUUUUGGCCAUUGUUGAGGUCUAUACUGUUACUUUACUUGGCAAGCAUUUGAAAGAGUUGAACAUUGCAAUUUCUUGGCUUGAGAAAGCUGCCUUACCUGAGGAAAAGCGACAGGUGCUCUUGAGAAGAUUGCACACAAUGUAUUCCGAGAAAACCUCCAACGGGAUCCAGGAUUCUUCAGUUUUGCCAGAAAAUAAUGGGGAUAUUCAUGGUUUUUCGUCAAAUUCGGCAAAUUUAUCUGAAGAAUCCUCGAAGGCUUCAAAAGCGAACUAUAUGCUGAAUGGGAAAUCCAGGCACAGAAAACAAUGUGUAUGGUGGUUUCGUUCAUACAAGUUGAAGCUUAGAAACAUGCCACUGGCUGUAACAAAUGGAAAGAUUGUGUUUAGUUGUCUGUUUGUUCUCCUGUGUUACUUCAUUCAGAAGAACCGAGCUGUUUUGACAGGGGUUGUUAAGCGGCAGGCUAUAUGGGUCAAGAAGUCUCUGGUAGACUUGUGGCGGCUUGCAUUUUUGUACCAGGUUAAUCCCUUGGCUGCUGUUCAACCUCUCCCUGCAGCAACUCGGUCAGGACGGUGA
Linum tenue is the source of this 1310-nucleotide messenger RNA. Lineage: Eukaryota; Viridiplantae; Streptophyta; Magnoliopsida; Malpighiales; Linaceae. The record is from the annotation of a GenBank genome assembly.